Messenger RNA from Nicotiana tabacum (common tobacco), 2557 nucleotides. RefSeq lists its product as uncharacterized. NCBI's taxonomy places the organism in Eukaryota, Viridiplantae, Streptophyta, Magnoliopsida, Solanales, Solanaceae. The record is from RefSeq and is a predicted model, not a curated record. Gene Ontology annotation, molecular function: protein binding.
UGCUCAUUCCCAAAUCUGGAAAUACUAACUGUGGACCAAACUUGUUCACUUUUUGAUACUUUAAGGAUGUAAUUGACCUUUAGGCAUACUUUAGGAUGCUUUCUGUUAAAACUCGUCGAAAGUCUUUUGAAAUUUUCAGGUGGUGUUGCUACCGGCAGUAAUUGAUGUUCAGAAACUGCAAAGAGAGUUGUUUGAAAUUUCUUCUCAUUUCUUGCUCGAUAGCCAUCUGGUUAAGGCUAUUGAUUAUUUUUGACCCAUUUUUUCUGCUCCAUUGAAACAGAGUUCAUUGUAUUUAAGAUAUCAGGUUUAAACUGUUGGAUUAGAUGUGGAGCAUCAAAGAUAAAUUAUCAACAAGGUUAAUGAAUGUUUGCGUGGCAUCUCUUUGUAAAGCCAAACAAUUGGAGAAAGCUGAAGCUGUUAUAGUUGAUGGCAUAAGAAUUGGAGUACAACCAGAUGUUGUCACUUACAACACAUUGAUUGCUGCAUAUUGCCGCUUUGUUGGCAUAGAUGCUGGUUAUUCCGUUCUUCAUAGGAUGAAGGAGGCUGGAAUUAACCCUAAUGUUAUUACAUAUAACUCUUUGAUUGCUGGAGCUACAAGAUAUUGCCUGUUAUCUCCAUGUCUCGAUCUGUUUGAUGAAAUGCUUGAGAUGAGUAUUCUUCCUGAUAUUUGGAGUUACAACACAUUAAUGCAUUGCUUCUUUAAAGUGGGAAAGCCAGAUGAAGCGUACAGGGUUUUUCAAGAUAUUCUUUUAAAAGAUAUUUCUGUUCAUCCUGCAACAUUCAAUAUUCUAAUUAACGGUCUUUGUAUGAAUGGAUAUACGGAGAAUGCCCUAAUGUUAUUUAGGAGCUUAAAGCGUCAUGGAUUUAUCCCUCAGUUAGUAACUUACAACAUUCUUAUUCAUGGGUUGUGCAAGUCAAGACGAGGAAAAGCUGCAAGAGAGUUCCUCACCGAAUUGGUCGAAUGGGGUCAUAUCCCGAAUGCCAUCACUUAUACGACAAUAAUGAAAUGUUGCUUCAGAUGUAAACAAUUUGAAGAAGGCCUUAAAAUUUUUGUGGAGAUGAGAAGGAAAGGAUAUACGUAUGAUGCCUUUGCUUACUGUACAGUCGCAAGUAUGUUACUUAAAACUGGGAGGAUAACUGAGGCCCGCGAGUACCUGGGCUAUAUUAUUACAAGUGGCUUUAGCCUUGAUACUGUGUCUUUUAAUACCAUUGUUAAUCUAUAUUGUAAGGAAGGUCAGCUGGAUAAUGCUUAUAGGUUGUUAUACGAGGCAGAAAAAGAAGGUUUGGAAUCUGACAAGUACACCCAUGCUAUCUUGAUUGAUGGCUUGUGCAGGACUGGCAAUUUCAAAGAGGCCCUGCAACAUUUGAACGGUAUGAGUAUGAUGGGUUUUGAUUCUAACUUGGUCGCAUGGAAUUCUUUUAUCAAUGGGUUGUGUAAAGCUGGUCACUUUGAUCAUGCUUUGCAGAUGUUUGAGUCAAUGGAUGUGAAAGAUUCUGUUACUUACUCUACCAUAGUGCACGGUCUUUGCAAAGCUGGGAGGUUUCGUGCUGCAUCUAAGUUACUACUAUCGUGUAUUAGAGGUGGCAUGAGAAUUCUUAAAUCAGACAAACGAUUUGUUGUUGAUGGUCUUCGUAGUUCUGGACUUUCGCAGGAAGCAAGGAAGGUCCAGUCUAAAAUUCGAUUGGCUAAGAUACUGCAUUAUUAAUAAGGAAUGGUGAUCAACUCUGUCACUGAAGUUUUAACUUUAUUUGAUUGGCUAAGGUUCUGCAUUAUAAUGAUUUGUGGAAGCUGAAAAACCUUAGAAUUUAAAGUGGCUUUAAAGUUUAAACAUCUGCAUCUUGUGCUGGCAAGAGCCAAGAAUUCAUCUUCCAAAUUGGAAUUUCCCAUAUCUCCCGCCAAAGCUUGUGAAUUUGUGAUUCGAAAUUGUCAGUAUGGGAAGCUGAACUGAAAAACACCUCCAUUCUAUUCCCUCAAAUUUUUCUACGUUGGCUUUAGUACCGCAGGUUUUGUUCCUAAAUUCAACUUGAGAUGUUGUUCUAUUUUCUCCGUCCAAUUUCACUAAUAAACCCUUAUACUAAGUUAGGGUUAUCAAGACUACUUUUUUUCUUUUCAGUUUUACUGUUUUUUUUCUAAUUUUUUGAAAUUUGGUUUCAGAUAGAGACGCUCUAUGUGAAGCUCUACAGCAAAUAUACGAAGAUCAAGGUUUUUGGGUUUUUCCUUAACCAUUUCUGUUUAUUUUUAUUGCUGCUGAGUGAAAAAAGUUAGUGUCUUUCCUGUUUACUAUUAUUGAUUUGCGAGACCUUAAAAUUUCAGUUGAUGAAUCUUUAGUUCAUGGUCUAAAACAUUGCUUGUUCUAGUUCUACAGAUUGCAUGGCCAUGUUGAUAGGUGGUCUAUCCAUGUUUAGAGGGUUCUUUCUAAUCUCAUCCUAUUGCAUGAGUAGAUACUAGAGGCAUUUGAUUCAAUGGAUACACCUAAUAAAACACAUUAUGCAAUUACUUGCUGUUAGUUUACAGCAUGUAUAUAGUGUAGUAUUGUCCCACAUUGGUAGAAGAGUA